Molecule: messenger RNA, 540 nt
Organism: Wallemia ichthyophaga EXF-994
Lineage: Eukaryota; Fungi; Basidiomycota; Wallemiomycetes; Wallemiales; Wallemiaceae
Product: Deoxyuridine 5'-triphosphate nucleotidohydrolase
Exons: 2
Coding region: 1-540 (179 amino acids)
Biological process (GO): dUMP biosynthetic process; dUTP catabolic process
Molecular function (GO): magnesium ion binding; dUTP diphosphatase activity
Source: RefSeq, a predicted model, not a curated record
AUGACAAAACGCGACAUUGAAGCAACUCAACCGGACGGAACGACAGAAAAAGAAAGCAAAAUGACCAAAGCCACUCAAGUAACAUCACUUCUCGUUAAAAAGCUCUGUCCACAAGCGCAGCUCCCAGCGCGAGGAAGUGCAUAUGCAGCUGGAUAUGAUUUGUUCUCAGUCGAGAAGAAGGUAAUUGGUGCUGGUGACAAAGCUCUGAUUGAUUUGGGUAUUUCUAUCUCAGUGCCUGCUGGUACAUACGGUCGUGUUGCACCUCGUAGUGGAUUAGCAGCUAAACAUCACAUUCAUACUGGCGCUGGUGUCAUCGAUGCUGAUUACCGCGGACGAGUGUUUGUUUUGUUGUUCAACUUGUCACAGAAAGACUUUGAAAUCAAUCAAGGCGAUAGAGUUGCUCAGCUUAUUCUCGAAAAGAUCGAGACUUUCCCCGUAGAAGAGGUGGAGGAAUUGAGCGAGACUGUGCGCGGUGCAGGUGGAUUUGGAAGUACGGGUGGAUAUGGUGAGGACAAUGCACAAGAAAAAGCGCAAGGGUAG